UGCAACCACCAUGCAGCGGAGCCCAAGAAGGUCCCAGGUGUGUUCAGGGCCAAAAGGGUCAUGUAAGAGCCCAGCUCAUUUCUCCACAGGCCCUGCAGGUGACCUUGGGGCUUGUGUGGGUGGCUCAGUCAGUGCCAAGGCACAGUCUCACUUUCAGCCUCCCUAAGCAGCCAGAUGUGUGUCCCAUGGCACAGCCCCUCCACCUGGCAGCUGGGACCAGUGCAUGGCCAUCAGCUGGGAAAGCAACCCUCAGCCUCUGGGCAGGGCAGAGCUGGAGGUACUGGGUAUGCCCCCAUAGCAGGGGUAGGUGACCCACAGAACCCCAGGGACAGCUCAGCCAGAGCGGGCAGCCUCCUCAGUCACGGACACUGCCCCGUGGCAUGGCACAGCAUGGUAGAGGACAGUACACCCAGAACAUGCAGCCCCUCAGGCACAAACUCUGUGUGCUGGGAUGGCACAGCACAGCAUGGCACAGAGGAAACAUGCACCUCAGGGAUGGCAGCAGCAGGGCGUGCAGCCCCUCAGCCCCCAGCCUGCACCCAGGACAGCACGGCUCGGCACGGCCGGACUCUGCCCCGGAGCUGCCCGUACCUCCCUGCACGCAGCAUCACAGGGCACAAGCAGGGCCAGGGCCAGCAGCAGCAGCCCCCCGGGGUCCCUGUGGUGGUGAUGGCCAUGUGUGGAACCCAGGCUCUGCUCCUUUUAUAUCAGAGGGGGCUGAGCCUCCUGCCAAGGAGCACCCAUGAGGUGGGAGAACCCUGAUCCCUCUGGACAGUGAUGGGGUCUGAGUGGACACAGAGGGAGGUGGCAGGGAGCAUGGCCAGGUCAGCAGGUGAGAACAGCAUUAAAGGUAUCACAGAGGACAUCUGAGGAUGUUAAAAAUAUUCUGUUAAAACAAUAUAUUUAAUCAUAUAGAAGGGUUAGUUGUGAUUAUCUGUAGAAAAUUGCAAUGUUAUAGGAGUGUUAAUAGUGCUUAAAAAUGUAUUUUAAAUAUGUUAGCCAUAUGCAGCCAUAGACACCCCCUGCAAGGAGUUACGGGAAUUCCUGUCUUUUUCAGGAAAGUGGAGACUGUCAUGCACACCAGUUACACUGACUGGAAGUGUCCCACCCUUCCCAUCUGGAUUCACUAUCAGGGAUUUCAACCAAACAUGGAAACACCCACACUGCACAAGGCCCUGACCAGAGCUGCCACUCACCCACCUGGCAGCAAUAAAAAGGAGAGGGAGCAGGAGCAUCAGCAGAGACCUGCAAGGAGCACAUCCCCAGGUACAUCAGCUGUUUGCCUGCUGCAGAGAUGGUGCAAGUAUCUCCCUUCCUCCUCGUGCUCUUCCUGGCCCUGGGAGCUCACAGCCUCUCUGCAAAAAAGUGCUCCCUGACUGGGCGCUGGGUCAAUGAUCUGGGCUCCAACAUGACCAUCACGAGCAUGAAUGCAAAUGGUGACUUCAGCGGCUCCUACUACACAGCUGUGUCAACCACCCUGGAAAAGAUCAAGGUGUCACCACUGCUGGGCUCUCAGCACCUCCCAACUCAGCUGAAGCAGCCCACCUUUGGCUUCACCGUCCAUUGGACCUUUUCAGACUCUAUCACGGUUUUCACUGGCCAGUGUUUCGUGGAUGAUGAUGGAAAGGAGGUUUUGAGGACCAUGUGGCUGCUGAGAUCACACGUGGGCAAACGCGGAGACGACUGGAAAGCCACCAGCGUUGGCUACAACGAAUUCAAGCGCCUGGAAAAACACAUGGAGUGAGGGUGGUAGCAUUGGAGUUUCCAGAGAUGACGUAGUGCCAGGCUUGUAGCCCUUCCUCCUGCCUCACCUGCUUCUCCCAAUAAAGUUUUGC
This is a messenger RNA of Prinia subflava (tawny-flanked prinia), 1835 nucleotides long. RefSeq names its product avidin-like. Lineage: Eukaryota; Metazoa; Chordata; Aves; Passeriformes; Cisticolidae. Bases 1295 to 1744 code for a protein of 149 amino acids. The record is from RefSeq and is a predicted model, not a curated record. Gene Ontology annotation, molecular function: biotin binding. The transcript has 4 exons.